Molecule: messenger RNA, 3733 nt
Organism: Acipenser ruthenus (sterlet)
Lineage: Eukaryota; Metazoa; Chordata; Actinopteri; Acipenseriformes; Acipenseridae
Gene: zbtb43
Product: zinc finger and BTB domain containing 43
Exons: 2
Coding region: 257-1657 (466 amino acids)
Biological process (GO): regulation of transcription by RNA polymerase II
Molecular function (GO): DNA-binding transcription factor activity, RNA polymerase II-specific; protein binding; RNA polymerase II cis-regulatory region sequence-specific DNA binding
Source: RefSeq, a predicted model, not a curated record
ACACACAGGAGCACACGACUCACAUUGCACCCUUGUUAUCUAUGCAUGUAUUAGCAUGCAACACAGACGCAUGGUUUCUGCACGAGUCGUGCUUCCACUGCUCGCGUUUGUCUGCAGCGCUCUUCCCCACGCGGACGUGACGUCACGGUUUCCUGCAGGCGGUGUAGGGAGGAGGAGGCGAGCAGGCAGUCAGAGAGACUGGAGGACUCGGGAAACUGUGUCGAAAAUGACAGCACAGGAAUAGAUCUCAGUAGCCAUGGAACCUGAGGCAAACUCUUACCGCGUGGAAUUCCCUGAUUUCUCCUGUUCCGUUCUGCAGAAGCUCAACCAACAGCGACAGCUGGGCCAGCUUUGUGACAUCACCGUGGUGAUACAGGGCCACCGCUUCAGAGCUCACAAAGCUGUCCUGGCCGCCAGCUCUCCUUACUUCUGCGACCAGGUGCUCCUGAAGAACAGCAUGCGGGUCGUUCUGCCGGACGUCAUGCACCCCAGCGUGUUCCAGAGCAUCCUGCAGUCCUGCUACACGGGGAAGCUGCUGCUGCCAGCUUCGGAAAUCGUGGGCUUCUUGACGGCAGCGAGCUUCCUCCAGAUGUGGCACGUGGUGGAUAAGUGCACCGAGCUCCUGGAAGGGAACCCGGCGGCCUUCUGCCACAAAUCGUGCCACAGCAGCCACCACCGGUCUCCAAGCAGCAGCAGCAGCUUUAACAGUGCCGGCGAGGGGUUUGACCCGGCCCCAGGGGUGCCAGCAGAACUCUGCAAAACCCCAGCAGCACGCUCUAGAGACGAGGAUCAUCAUAAAGAAGACAGCUUCUCGCCCCAGAUGAACGAGCGGGAUCAUCCCCAGAGCGUCUCUCCCACAGAGCAGGACCGGUUCAGCACAGAGAUGGGCAGUCAGGAUGGGGAGGAUGGGGCGAGCGACGGGGUGGAGUACCAGUGCUCCAGGCCGCUCUAUAUCCAGCCCAGCAUAAUGUAUCACAAGCGGUGGAUCCAGGUGAAGGCGGAACGGUUCACGCAGGAGGACUGCGACGCCCUGGCAGCUACGCCCAUGACCGAAGAGCCUCAAGCGUCGGACUCCGAGCUCACGAAUCAAGCCGAAUACCGGCCCUCAAACACUGACAGCUUUAAUAUCGAAGCUGGUAAGGCAGCGGAAAACUUUGACAAGAACCAGGAGGGCAGACAAACCUACGAUGAGCAGCUGGACUUCUAUGGGGCGUCCAUGGAGGAGUUCUCCAAAGACAGGGUUGAGGAAACCCUCAGCGGUCCCGGAGAGGACUCCUUGAAGGUGCAAGGGAGCGAGGAAAGUGCGGAACUGCCCUCCGGGAUCCAGGAGGAGACCUCUCAUUCCGGCUUCACAGCCGUGGUUUAUAAGCUGUAUCCCUGCCAGUGUGGCAAAAGCUUCACACACAAAAGUCAGCGGGACAGGCACAUGAGCAUGCACUUGGGGCUCCGGCCUUACGGCUGCGCGGUCUGUGGGAAAAAGUUUAAAAUGAAACACCACCUUGUGGGUCACAUGAAAAUACACACGGGGAUCAAACCCUACGAGUGCCACAUCUGUGGGAAGAGGUUCAUGUGGAGGGACAGUUUUCACCGGCAUGUGUCGUCCUGCACCAAGGCUUACCAGGCGAAGAAAGCAGAGCAGACAGCAGACAUCUGCUGACAGAGAGCAAGGGGACUGGGGUACGAGCGCACUUAGAAAUACAUAAAGGCAGCACAGACAGGGAAUGGAAAACAAAUGUGUUUUUUUAAGUGAUGGUUAAGAGGGAAUUUAAAGUCAUGGCAUUUUUUUUAAAGUUGGCAAUCAAUUAAACUUUUUUUUUUCUUGCAUUUUAAUGGGGACCUGGUUUAAUCUCUCAAAAUGACAAACCUCAUUAACAUUCUGCUUCCCUGCAAGGGUUAUACCUAUGUUACUGAUGGACCAUACAAAACAUAGUCCUUCUUCCAGUUGGGAGGCUGGGAAUGAGUCUGCUGUUCCGUAUUAAAUAGGGCUGCAACGAAGGGUACAUUUUGACCUUGGAAGUUUCGGAACACAUUACCGAAGGAAGGUUCAAACCUUCUAUGGUACUAAUUUGCAUAAUUUACUGGUGACGUCACCAUAGCUACUAGUUUAUAUUUGAUUAUUUUACAGGAAAGGAAUUCACUUGUAGUAUAUACGUCAUAUAGAACAGUAAUCAUGUUGUUAUAUUUUAAAUAAAAAUACACAUUGUUUGCUUCUGCUUGCGAUAUAUACAGGAAGCUUGUAUUGCAGCAGCACCAACUGCAUCAGACUGAGGCAAAACAAAGCUUUAUUUAACAGGCACUGUUCCAAGCAGGUUUUCAGUCACAUUCCCAUUAUACUACUAAUAAUACUAAUAAGAAGAAGAAGAAGAAGAAGAAUAUGAACGCUUGUCAAGUGACCCCGCAGAUUGGUUGUGCCUCUGUGAUACAUCAAUAGUCGCUUGCACAGUUUGCAUUCAGCUUUUUUUUUUUUUAGUUGUCGGGGCAUUUAACGAAACUGUAAUCCCAAACAGCAGAGGGGUUUCGAGACAUGUCUUUCAAUACAGAUUAUAGCUUUCGAAAAUAAAGUUAUUAGUGUUAACGUAUAUUUUAUAUGUUUUAUAGAUAUUCUACCCUAGCACUUCUCUUACACUGUCUUGUACACCAGGUAUUCAGUACAUAUUUUACUGAAGCACUACAACCGCUGUCGGUACCCCCCAGUGCUUUAGCAUAUACCCUGCUCCUUACACGGCAGCGGCGCUAUACAUAUUGCUACAUGUAACGAUUUGGUAGUGAAUUUUAAUACAACAACUUUUGUUUAAGUAAUAUGCAUUAUACCAAUCAAAAGAGCGAAUUUUGCAUAGGGAACAGUGACGGCCUCAAAGGAAUACUUUUAAACCCUCUGCAUUUUGUAUCAGUUAUCCCAUGAAUGAUACAGUAUGUGUUCUGAGUCAUGAUUUACUGUGUUUUCUACUCUCGUGGAUGUUUUGGCAUGUUUAAUGAAGUCACUGGCAUAUCUUACCUGUGGGAGUGCCUGAGCAAACACGAACAAGGUGGAGUUUCUGCAGUGAGGCUAGCAGACUACCAUUGGCAAACAGCUAGGACUAAUUCUUUUUCCCUUGAAAACGUGAGUUUUUCAUUUCAGAUCUUUUACAUACUCACUAAGGUGGAAGAAAUGAGCUGUGCCCACACAAUACCUAGUCAUUUAUAUACUGGUUUCAUUGCCCAGGCUUGCUCAGAGACAGCCCCACCUGUAAAAUAUCCUGAUGACUUUAUUAAACAUGUCAAAUGUCCAUGAGUCAUGUGAUUUAAAAGACAUACAUUAUCAAGGGGUAAUAAAGGUAUUGGCAAUGUUGACCCAGGGAACUUUUUCGACCUGAAAAAAGAAACAAGGACCAGGGGUCACAAAUGGAGAUUAAAUAAAGGGGCAUUCAGAACAGAAAAUAGGAGGCACUUUUUUACACAGAAUAUUGUGGGAGUCUGGAACCAACUCCCCAGUAAUGUUGUUAAAGCUGACACCAUGGGAUCCUUCAAGAAACUGCUUGAUGAGAUUCUGGGAUCAAUAAGCUACUAACAACAAACGAGCAAGAUGGGCUGAAUGGCCUCUUCUCGUUUGUAACCUUUCUUAUGAUCUAAAGCGAGAACCAUUUUUUUUUGUUAUGUUAUUCAUUUUAAAUAUGCCUGUUGCGUUUUGUUCUGGCAGUCAUUUCCUUUUUUUGUAAAUAUAUAAAAAGGAGCUGAAAAUAAAUGUUGAGGUUAA